Cucurbita pepo subsp. pepo (vegetable marrow) is the source of this 1630-nucleotide messenger RNA. Its product is annotated as PTI1-like tyrosine-protein kinase At3g15890. Gene Ontology annotation, biological process: protein phosphorylation. Gene Ontology annotation, molecular function: ATP binding; protein kinase activity. Lineage: Eukaryota; Viridiplantae; Streptophyta; Magnoliopsida; Cucurbitales; Cucurbitaceae. The record is from RefSeq and is a predicted model, not a curated record.
UGGAGGCGUGAAGAAGACUACAGGAGGCCAUCGCUCUCUCUCUCUCUCUCUCUCCUCGUUUCUCUCUCUAUAAAUCGCUCUGGAUCGCCCCUGUCUCAAUCUCUCUGUCUCCAAAGCCUUACAUUCGGCGAACUUUUUGACACCCAAAAUCAAAAUCAAAACCCCAUUUCUUUUUUCCUCUUUUUUUCAAAUGAUUGUUUCUUCCUCCUUCGCAUCUCUCUCUUCUCUGUUGUUCAGACUGUGAGCAAAUUAAGAAAGCGGUAGCUUAGUUUAUUUACAGAGUAAGUGGGUUUCAUUUGGCUCCGUUUUGAUGGCCUUUCGCCUAAUGUUCUGCUGUGGAAUUGGUUCGGAUCGGAAAGAAAGAGGGAAGAAACAGCAAACAUGGAGGGUGUUUUCAUUGAAGGAAUUACACUCAGCCACAAAUAAUUUUAACUACGAUAACAAGCUUGGAGAAGGAGGAUUUGGUAGCGUUUAUUGGGGUCAGCUGUGGGAUGGAUCACAAAUUGCAGUUAAGAGGUUGAAGGCUUGGAGCAACAAGGCAGACAUGGAAUUCUCUGUGGAAGUCGAGAUACUGGCUCGAGUUAGGCACAAGAAUCUAUUGAGUUUACGUGGCUACUGUGCCGAAGGGCAAGAACGUUUGAUCGUGUACGACUACAUGCCCAAUCUAAGUCUACUCUCCCAUUUACAUGGACAUCACGCAUCAGAAUGCCAUCUCGAUUGGAAACGUCGCAUGAAAAUCGCGGUUGGAUCUGCCGAGGGAAUUGCUUAUCUUCACCACCAAGCAACUCCCCACAUCAUUCAUCGAGAUAUCAAAGCUAGUAAUGUUUUGUUAGAUCCAGAUUUCCAAGCUCGUGUCGCCGACUUUGGAUUCGCAAAACUCAUCCCCGACGGUGCAACACAUGUAACUACAAGAGUCAAGGGCACACUCGGAUACCUCGCACCUGAAUAUGCUAUGUUAGGUAAGGCAUCAGAGAGUUGUGACGUAUACAGCUUCGGCAUUCUCCUUCUUGAGCUAGCCACUGGCAAGAGACCUCUUGAGAAGUCAAGUGCAACAACAAAACGCACAAUCGUAGAUUGGGCGUUACCGUUAGUAGUUGAGAAAAAGAUUAACGAACUUGCAGACCCAAAGCUAAAUGGAGAUUACAACGCAGACGAGCUAAAGAGAGUCGUCCUUGUUGCACUCAGAUGCUCCCAUUCACGGCCAGAGAAACGACCGAUCAUGGUCGAGGUGGUAGAGCUGCUAAAAGGAGAAUCAAAAGAGAAGGUAGCUAAAUUAGAAGAUGAUGAACUGUUCAAGAGCCAUGAAGUAGACGCACAAUCUACAGAAAUAGCAGCUGGUGAAGAUAGCUCAGAGUUCAUAUCAGAAGAAAAGGAUUCAACACAGAACCCCACAUGAGAAUAGUAGGUAAGUCUACUUAGCUUAGCUCUGGCUGUUGUUUACAAAAGCAUGGCAAGGUGUGUUCAUUUGGGUAUUGAUUCUCAAGCAUUGUUUUAUGAGUGCAGCUGAGAUUUGUAUGAUUUGUGGUUACCCUUUUAGACUUUAUUUUUGGGGAUUCAAAUUGAUGUUUUGAUAUAUAUAAAUAUAUAUUGUAAGUGGCAUCAAUCUGUAUCCAACCUGGUGCUUCUCACU